Messenger RNA from Vicia faba (fava bean), 711 nucleotides. The record is from the annotation of a GenBank genome assembly. Lineage: Eukaryota; Viridiplantae; Streptophyta; Magnoliopsida; Fabales; Fabaceae.
AUGAAGAUGAAAGAGCUUGGUAUUUGGCGAAUGGGUGAAUUGGUGCAAGGUUGCGGUCUUGGCAAAAGCUUGGAUAGAAGUUUGAUGGAAAUUUUUUGGGUGCAACAACCUUACAUUCAAUGGAUUAAAGAAAGAAACAAAGAUCGUCGUUGGCCUUUUGCCAUAGAAAAGCCUUUGUACCCUCAAGAGCCAGAUCAACCUGAUGAUGUACUAAAUAGAGAUUAUGAGUUACUGCAAGCCCAGAAUCAACGAUUGCUUGAGGAACGUGAGACUAUGGAGGUAAAGUGUCUUGUGGCUACACAAGAGAAGACUAAACUAGCCCACAUACUCAAAAGAUUUAAGGGAGAGAUGCCAAGUGUUGCAAAAAAGAGAUCAAGGUCUGAACACAAUCAUGUCUCUGUUGAAAAUCACUGGAAAAUUGUAGCUGAGAUCGAAAAGAAAUACAAACAGAAGUGUCGAGAUUGUGAGAUCCUUAAAGCAUUCAAAGCUGACCUGGAGAAGAGAUCUGCUGCAACUACAGAUGAAGUGAAUGGAACUCUGAAUCCUCCUCUAGGAGAUGCUGGAAAUCUUGUAGGGGCUAUUGUCAAUAAUCAUGCUGCUAAUCCGAGUGGUCAGAAUCUGAAUGGUAAUGCUGGUGUUAAUCUUGGGAAUGGUUCUGCUGUUAACCUUGGUACUCUUGCUGGUAAUAAUCAAGGUAUCCCUGUGAUUUAA